Messenger RNA from Ylistrum balloti, 1317 nucleotides. RefSeq lists its product as uncharacterized. NCBI's taxonomy places the organism in Eukaryota, Metazoa, Mollusca, Bivalvia, Pectinida, Pectinidae. The transcript has 2 exons. Bases 1 to 1317 code for a protein of 438 amino acids. The record is from RefSeq and is a predicted model, not a curated record.
AUGCAAAGCAAAUUCCUCCAAGAAACGAGGCCAAGGAGUAAAAGAGGGAAAGAUGCUGUUGCCUCUGCCAAAGAAUGUUUUUAUGAAAGUUUUUACAAGUGGGUCAUACUGUCCAUGGUUAAUGACGUGUUCUCUGUUGUUACCAGUGACUCAUUGAUAAUGAAUUUUGGAAAGAGGCUAUUUGACAACAAAGACAUUCAAGAGCACACGCCUAAUCAUAUAAAUGGCAGAAUGAGGGAGUUAGGCAGACUUAUGUUGGAAACCAGAAAACUUCCUUCACCCAUUUUCAGUUUGGAAGAUUGUCUGAAUCCUCUCAAUUUUUAUACCAUUGUUUCUUGUGUGAAAUCUCUAGCAGGAUUUAAUGAAGAUACCUAUUUCUACACCACACCCUCAUUAGCUUUAAAGGUAGGAUACAGCCUUCAACGGUGUGCUAAGAUUCUGGAGUCUAAUGAUAUUACAGAAAAAAAUCAGAGUAAGAAAGAAAAUGGUGAAAAUUUUCUUAAGCUGUACUCCUCCAAUUGGAAUUAUUUGAUUUCUUCGCGUGCCAGGCAGACACAAGAAGAAAAGAAGUGCAAUGCACCGAAAAUGCUGCCUCUGAGUCAAGAUGUUUACAUGUUGACUAGAUUAUUGAAAUCAAAGAUGAGGACCAUGAUGCAGCACCUGGUAGAUGAUAUUUCAAUCUAUUUUGAGCUGUUAAAAGUAACUCUUUGCCUGGUUACACUAUUUAAUAGGAAACGUGGUGGAGAUGUCCAAAGAAUUACCGCAGCAACCUAUAAACAUGCGCUGAAGAUGCAGAACAGCUUCCUAUUUGACAAUGAGGUCAGGUCAAGUCUUUCUACACUUGAAAGAGCACUUAGUCCAUCAAUGACUCGCAUUGAAAUAAAAGGAAAGCAAGAGAGAAAGGUUUCAAUCAUUUUAACAAAGGAUAUGCUUUCAAGUAUCAACCUUCUGUUAGAGAAGAAGGAGGAGGCAAGUGUUGUUGGAAAAUAUGUAUUUUCCAGGAAAUCACCUUCCACAAGGACAUACAGAGCAAGAGAUGUAUUGCGGGAAAUGUGUUUGAAGGUCAAUCUCAAGUAUGCAGACCUGAUCACGUAUACAAAUUUGCGAAAACACAUUGCCACUAUGGCCCAGGUACAUGAACUGAGCGAAAAUGAAAAGGACCAGCUAGCCAAGUUUUUGGGUCAUGAUAUACGCAUACACAGAGAAGUAUACAGACAGCCUCUGGACUUGGUCCAAAAAACAAAAAUUACCAAGAUGUUACUUAGAGUAAAUGAAGGGCUAGAUAUAGAGAAAAUGACUUUCAAUGAGGAAGGUUAA